UCUAGAGAGAGAGAGAGAGAGAGAGAGAGAGAGCGCCCGCAAUGCCGACUUUAAGCAUACGCGAGGCGCUAAUCGGCGCCGACUUUCAUCCUCUCCGCCCAACGAAGCGAUCGAGAGCUCCAAUUUCUCCUCCUCCUCCUCUUUCCCCCGCUUCUCCGACGCAGAGGCUCUUCUGCGGAAGCUACUCCCGCAGGUAUUUCAGACAGAUUUCCAGGUGUAAACUUAAAUCUGAUACAUUGUUCAGCCGCAGUCGCCAGCCAUCUGCAACUUCACCUGACAUUGACCUCAAAUGCGUCGACUAUGGCAGUGAGGCCGCUCUUGAGUUGAUGAACUAUGGCCAUUCGUCGGAAGAUAAACCCCCAGAAGAUUCCGGUUUCCAGAGUGGGAUUAAAAUGACAAUCUUAACAGCACUGCUUAUAUCGCUAGACUCUCAGCAAGCGGUUGCAAGUACGGAAUUUGGCGGAGCACAGCUGAUUAGUUAUAUGGGGGAUCUUGGUGAUAUUAGUACAGGUUUUGCUUCAGCCUUUUUGCUGAUCUUCUUCUCCGAGUUGGGAGACAAAACAUUCUUUAUUGCUGCACUUUUAGCGGCUAGAAAUUCGGGAGCUGUUGUUUUCGCUGGCACAUUUGGAGCUCUUGCUGCAAUGACAGUUGUAUCUGUGGUUCUUGGCCGUGCAUUUCACUUUGUCGACGGCAUCAUUCCAUUUCGGUUUGGUGAUAUAGACUUUCCAAUUGAUGACUUUGCAGCUGUUUGCCUCCUGGUUUAUUUUGGAGUCACUACAUUACUUGAUGCUGCUUCAGGUGAUGAUCAAAAGAUUAAGGAAGAACAAGAGGAGGCUGAACUAGCAAUUUCAGAGUUAUCAGGAAAUGGCGCAGGAAUCAUGGCUGUGGCCAGUACAGUAAUCAGCACUUUUCUUUUGGUUUUUGUUGCCGAAUGGGGUGAUAAAUCAUUUUUCUCCACAAUAGCACUUGCUGCAGCUUCUUCUCCUCUUGGUGUUAUCGGAGGCGCACUAGCGGGUCAUGCUCUUGCAACUCUGGUUGCGGUUCUCGGGGGCUCUUUGCUUGGGACAUUUCUGUCUGAGAAGGUUAUUGCAUAUGUUGGAGGGUCUCUAUUUUUACUCUUUGCUGCAGUAACUUUAAUAGAGAUUGUGACUUAGCCGGAGUUUCAAUCACCGCUAACAGAGCUGGUUCAUUGUACCUGCCCAGAAACUGGUGGGGUAUGAUUGGCACAGAGUCAACUUAAAAAAAUCUAGUACCUUUGAGAGAUCCACCAAAAUCCAAGGGGGCCCUCCACGUCAGCAACCUACCAUCCAGGCCACGUGAGAGCCACGUGCUAGAGACCACUGUUUAUGGUGAAUGCUCCAGGUCCACUUCCACAACCCCACAAAACCCAGCAUCUACUAUAAUCUCCCUUUUUAUUUAAAAAAAACAUAAAAUUUUGGACCUUUUUCUCUUUUCUCCACUAUUAAGGAUAGUGGUGUUUGUUAUUUUAGUACACUUCAUUAUUUUCGCACGAGACUAAGACCUCCACCAUAAACCAUGAACUUUUCAUUUUUCUUUUUGGAGAUAAGUUUCAAUUCUUUUUACUGUA
Ananas comosus (pineapple) is the source of this 1588-nucleotide messenger RNA. Its product is annotated as GDT1-like protein 1, chloroplastic. Gene Ontology annotation, biological process: calcium ion transmembrane transport; manganese ion transmembrane transport; Golgi calcium ion transport. Gene Ontology annotation, cellular component: chloroplast thylakoid membrane; Golgi apparatus. NCBI's taxonomy places the organism in Eukaryota, Viridiplantae, Streptophyta, Magnoliopsida, Poales, Bromeliaceae. Gene Ontology annotation, molecular function: calcium ion transmembrane transporter activity; manganese ion transmembrane transporter activity. The coding region runs from base 42 to 1154 and encodes 370 amino acids. The transcript is spliced from 13 exons. The record is from RefSeq and is a predicted model, not a curated record.